AUGCCUCGCCUCCACCUCCUAAGCCUAGGCAUCUUCAUCACCAGCGUCCUGGCAAUGACGCUCCCACAACCCGCCGCACCGGCAGACACCACCCCGGAGGCGCCAACCCCGACCAUACCCUCCUACACGGUCGAGUACGGCAACGACAGCUACCAGGCCUGCGGCUACUUCCGAGGGGGCCAGAUGCGUUGCCCGGAGGACCACGUCUGCAUCGACAACCCGCGCCCGUCCUCAUGCGGUCAGGCCUGCGAUGACCAUGGCGUUUGCGUCAAGCGGGACGCCGCGCGGUGUGGUCAGGGCUUCGCCGCCUGCGCCGACGGCGGACGCUGCCGCCCUGCCGUCUUUGAGUGCGUCUCGCCCACCGACGGCAGCCUGAAUGGCGGUUGCGCGAGCCUCUGCUUCCCCGACUACUGGAACGGUGAGCCGGACCGGGAGGUCUUCUGA
Pyricularia pennisetigena is the source of this 444-nucleotide messenger RNA. RefSeq lists its product as uncharacterized. Lineage: Eukaryota; Fungi; Ascomycota; Sordariomycetes; Magnaporthales; Pyriculariaceae. Bases 1 to 444 code for a protein of 147 amino acids. The record is from RefSeq and is a predicted model, not a curated record. The transcript has a single exon.